CUAAAGUGUUUCUGUAUUCAGCGUCACAGAGCGCCGUCGUUCCUGAUCCCACAACUGGAUCACAUUAGUGCCGCUGGAUGCUGAAUUGGCGCACAUUGAAGGCAUGUAGCCCAACAUCUGGGAGGGGCAUCGCGGCUGUGACAGUGUGAAUCGGAGGGUUUUUGAUCCGGUGCAGAAGGAAAUCUUUCUUCUUCCAGAACGCAGGUCUGCUGAGAUGCGCAGGGCUCCGACGCAGCAGCGGAGGUCGCGGAGGCUGCUGGUGAAUUACAAUUGAAGGCACCAUGAGCGAGCGGAUCUGUUGGUUUACCACGAAUCGCCGCACGAUUUGUUAAUUGAGGCUUUUCUCCUCCCAGAAAGGAUUUUUCGUCCUGUGGGAAUGAUUUUUCUCAGCGUGCUGUUGCUACAGAGGACCAUGGAGACCUCCGAAGGCAUCGGUCAUGCUCUCUGGUGAGGACGUGGCCGGGAGCGUGAGCUGUAAAGUCCCCAAAUUUGCAUCACAUGGAGGUCAAAGGUCAUCUGAUCACAUCCAUGGGUUUGGGAGCUCCUGAUGUUCAAGGCUGCCAGGACAGCAAGCUGCAGGCUGAGAGGAUCGCAGCUCUGCAGGAGAGGAAGCAGGCCCUGGAGGCUCUCCUCAACGCUAGAGUGGGAGAACUCAAACAAGUCUGUUUGCAGGAAGCGGAGUUGACUGGGAAGUUGCCACGUGCUUUCCCCCUGGAGACGGGAGAGAAACCCCCACCGGUGCAGCGCAGAGCUGGCCUGGCGCCCAACACCAAGGCAGAGGAUGAGGCUGCCCAAAGAAAGCAGAUGAAAGCCAUCUUCACCGGUGCUCUGUACCGACACUCGGAGUCCGACCGAAAUGUCCCAAAUAGCAAGAGGACAGUCCAUCGGGGGUGUCAUACAGAGGACACUGUCAUGUCAGAGAGUACAAGCUCCAUGUCAGAUUCAACAUCCCAUGACAACGAGUCUUCACCCAGUGUAGCUGCUGACCAGCGCUCUCUGUCUCAGCCCCGGCUCACUGUGGGCAGCCCCGACCACAGAAUCAGCAGGAAGUUGUCUCCGGUAGAGAUUUAUUACGAGAUGAGAACACGCCGCAACUCUGUGACCAGCUCUGUUAGCCCCACUCACUCUUUACCUAGAAGUGCUUCUAACGUUGAAGGCAGAAGUGUUCCAGCAACUCCUCUGUUGGCCCGAACUGCUCCGAUCAGCGUUCAUGUCAGGUCAGAUGCAUCCAGCGGAAACGGCUUGAAGCAGUGGUCUGGCAGCCUAGAUGUGCCGUAUAUGAUUCCUCUGGCUCAAGAGGGCUCUUCUUCUGACCGCCGAAGCUGCCCAUACAGCUCCCGAGCCAGGCGCAGCAACAGCUCCGAGGCCCUGCUGGAUAGAUCGAGCCUCCCGGACGAUCCCGCACCCAGAAACGGGAUGCCCCAGAGAGGAGGGCCCUACAAGAGCUCAGAGACAUUGACUGAUGGCAAGCUGCGACACAUUCACCUGGGCAGCCCUGAGAGACACGUGGACAGCUCUGGGGAACCGGUCAAAAUGCGUCUGUCUAUGGGAGGCAGGGGGGCCAGUGGAGGCUACAAUGAGCUUUUGAUGGACUAUAUCUGGGGGAAACAACAGAGGAUGCAAGUGCAACACCACCUAUACCAGUCCACAGGCAGGAUCUGGCAGGACAUGUCCUCUCCUCGCUCCUCCACUGCAGCGGUGCCUCCUCAUGCCAAUGGAUUUUCUCAUUCCCAGGUGCACCUUCCCAGUGCUGCACCCCCUUACAGCCCCAUGGUCCUCAGAGGAUCCCAAGCUGAGUUACGCAGGGUCAAAGUUACCAGAACCAAAUCUUGUGGGCCCUUCAUUCCUUUGCAGCAACAUCCCCAAGAUGCCAUCCUGCUAUCAGCGUACGAAUCCCCUCUCCCUGCCUCUGGCUCCACCACAUCCUCCAUCCCCAACCUGCACCCCUACCAGACCGAGCUGUCUGGUACUUCUUUCAGCCGCAGACCCCCACAGUUCUCCCUCCCAACCCCAGAAGACUCGACAAGAAGCCUGCAUAAAGCCCUGGCUCUGGAGGGACUGAGGGACUGGUACUUGAGGAACGCUCUCGGCUAUCCUCCUGCUGCCCCAAAGGGUCACGAGGCGGGGAUCUCUCGUCUGUCACACCCUCACCCACUGGUGCACCAGGCCCAGUCUGUUCAAGGUGAAUCAGCCAACGUCCAAAGGCCUCAGAUACCCCAGUCUGCCAGCUUCCACGGUCACCCUCUGCAUGGGAGGUCGAUGGAGUUCUCUCUCUAUCAGGAAACUCCGGAUCCACAGAUGCAAGACGUGACCCCAAAGGAGCAGAGUGCAGACCCAGGCACCCUGGUGUGAAGCAGCAGAACACACACACACAUACAGAGACACACACUGCAUUGUAUGAGCAAAAACACUGUAGCCUCACACAGACUCGCACAGUUACACGACUACACACACACACACGUUGAUACAAUGUGACCUCAACAGCAAAGCAAAACAUGGCAACCUCAGCAGAAAGAGACUGGAGUAAACGACAAACUGUAGUCGUACAGUUUUAAAAAAAAAGCCUUGGCACGUUCCCCAUGUUAUACCUGAUUCCACCAGUAUGAACUGUAAACCCAGUGCUCCCAUACGGAUGUGCGCUGGUGCUGACUUUACAGAGCAUCCCAUAACAUUACGGUCACGUUGUGGCUGUACUUUACUUCAUAUCGAAAUAUUUCUGGUCCAACUCGAGCAGUAAGAUCCUUCCUAAUAGCCCUCAAAAGUCUCCGAAGAUAUACUUUUAUACAGAAUAUAUACAACUCUAAAUUACUAUUUUGUAUCUUGUGGAAUAUAAAGAACCGUUAUAUUAAAGAGGUAAUUUAUUGCUCAAUAAUCAUGUGAUAUACAAAGAUGUUAUAUGAGCUCAUUUGAAAAGUACUAUUACAUGCCGGUGAAUGUGUUUGUAAGCUAAAAAAACCGCAAAAAACAUGCUUCAGUCCUCAUCUGCAGUUAAUUUUUACAGCCAUUUGUAUUUUUCACGUCUGACAAAAUGAAACGGGCCACGAACUGUAGCGGACGGGAGUGCCUAAAUGUUUUAAUAUUGAAACUAAACCUUGGUUACGAAACUUUAAAGUGCUAGCGUUAAGCCUGUGUGAGCUUAGUCGAAUCAAAAACUGAAAAGCAUUUUAUGAUGUCACUCAAUUAGGGUGUUUGGAAAGAUGUCAUAUAUAUAUAUAUUGUGAUUUUUUUUUUUUUUUCUUUUUUGAGAGAGAGAGGGGGACGUUUGCUUUCUAGAUUCAGCUCGGUGCUGGCUGAUAAAUGUAGCUUCCUCUGGACAGAAUAAUUAGAUCAGUUUUAGCAAAAAACAAAACAUUGGAGUGUAGUGAGACCUACUGUAUGGCAGUAGCACAUGACUAUGUGGCAGUAAAUUACUCAUAUCAAAUCAGUUUCUCUGCAUUUACUUGUGGAGGAUCUGAGUGUCAUACAGAGCACUUUAUGAACAUCUUAAGCCUUAAUUCCCUUUGAAAUUGUCACCGAGACAGAUGACAGGCAGUAGAGAGGUUUUGACAGGGUUUGUAACGGGGCAAAAAUUAAGGAAAGAGAGUUUUUUUUUUUUUUAAACAUCUGCUGAAGGUCUACCUGAGCGUUACUCUGUAUAUAAUGUGGAUCGCACUGAUGAGUUUCAAGCUAAUGUUUUAUUCCCGUACUAACAGUGUAAUUUCUAAAACUAACCACAUAGUAAGUAUUUAAUCAAAAUAACCUCCCCCCACUCCUGCCACCCCCAAGUGAGCACUACUUAAUUGGCUGUAAAAAGUGAGGUUGGUGGUGUGAACAGAGUAGGGCUGCUGCAGUGUUGAAUGACGGCGCGAGCAGGUCUCAUGCCAGUAAAUUUCUUAAUGAGAAUUCAUGCUAGCUGAUAAUUGUAAUGACUUCAGUUCAGUUAAUGUGCUUGCUUUGUGUGUCUUUGUUUUUUUAUUUUUAUUUUUAAUGUCACACAGUUUUUUUUCCAUCAGUCCCGGUAGCAUUCUGCAAUGUGAACUUCAUAAAAAUCAGAAGAGGAAAUUAAACCCUCAAGGACACAGAAAAUUUUUGUCUCGGUGUAACAGAACGUAGCAUAUUUUUUCACGAUUUUAUAUAGGUUUGUUGUGUCAUUUUAUGUACCUGAUCUGUGGCCAUGUUGGGAGUCAUUUGAAUGUAAUUCUUUGUGUGUGUCAUGCGUGGUGUUUUUUUUUCUACUGUAGCACACCGUGGGAUGUUACAUGGUUUCUUCUGCUGUCUGAUGUGUUCAAGUCCUCUCAGUUUUCAGCUUCAUAGAGCUCCUUGCAGCUCGUUAAAAACCUGAAAUCAAAGACCAAACUGCUGUGCACUGGGGGUCAUAAAGGUAUUUUUCAUAUAAUGUACUCUGUAAGUUCAAAAUAAAGGAUAUAAAUUUAGCUCUAAAGCAAAUGUAUUCAAACUAUAUUAUAUUUAUGAACCUAUAACAUUUUGUAGCUAUCUACUGUAGCUCUUUCUCAUCAGUGCGGGACUGGCCAUGUGUGUUAAACAUUUCAUUCAGCAGUGUGAUGUGUUAAUAUUUGAUCAUUCUUCUUUUUUAAAAAAAAGAUAUUUAAGUGCAGCUGUUUUUCUCUUUACCUUAACUCUUUAUAGCCAGGCCUAUGGAAUUAGACUAAAUAGGCCCGCUCUAUUCUGUAUGUAUGAGAUUGUGCAUUCAUUCUACUAAAUAAAGUGUCAUGUUGAAAUCGAUACAAAA
This is a messenger RNA of Acanthochromis polyacanthus (spiny chromis), 4729 nucleotides long. It is a transcript of the gene ccdc120b, whose product is annotated as coiled-coil domain containing 120b. The record is from RefSeq and is a predicted model, not a curated record. Lineage: Eukaryota; Metazoa; Chordata; Actinopteri; Pomacentridae. The coding region runs from base 499 to 2352 and encodes 617 amino acids. The transcript is spliced from 10 exons.